Messenger RNA from Camellia sinensis, 2042 nucleotides. Lineage: Eukaryota; Viridiplantae; Streptophyta; Magnoliopsida; Ericales; Theaceae. The record is from RefSeq and is a predicted model, not a curated record.
UCUCUCUCUCAUAAAGCGUCAAACCUCAGCACACCACUCUAAUUAGGGUUAGCAGAGGUAGUAGCGAGAAUUCGAAGAGGUCGCGCGUGGGCUGAGUAGGUACACUUGUGCUGUCGUUAGCUAGCACGAGGAGUCUUCAUCAAAACCACGAGGCGUGAAACAGGGUGCUUUGGUUCUUUUCUGGUAAGUUUAUUGCAGGAUUUAGUGAAAUGGCAAACAUAGAAAUUGAGGGAAUCUUGAAAGAACUCCCGAAUGAUGGUCGCAUUCCCAAGACAAAGAUUGUGUGUACCCUCGGCCCGGCUUCUCGAAGUGUACCCAUGCUUGAGAAGCUUCUAAAGGCAGGGAUGAAUGUUGCCAGAUUCAACUUCUCGCAUGGUACCCAUGAAUACCAUCAGGAGACCUUGAACAAUCUCAGGAUUGCCAUGCAGAACACUCAGAUCUUGUGUGCUGUCAUGCUUGAUACCAAGGGACCUGAGAUUCGAACUGGUUUCCUAAAGGAUGCAAAGCCUGUUCAACUCAAGGAGGGUCAGGAAGUUACUAUUUCCACUGAUUACAGCAUAAAAGGGGAUGCGGAGAUGAUCUCCAUGAGCUACAAAAAGCUGCCUGUUGAUGUGAAGCCUGGGAAUACCAUCUUAUGUGCAGAUGGCACUAUCAGUCUUACUGUCUUGUCAUGUGAUCCAGCUGCUGGAACAGUGAGAUGCUGUUGCCAGAACACUGCUGUCUUAGGUGAGAGGAAGAAUGUGAAUCUUCCUGGUGUUGUGGUGGAUCUUCCUACACUUACAGAGAAGGACAAGGAAGACAUCCUGGAAUGGGGUGUUCCUAACAACAUCGAUAUGAUUGCUCUCUCUUUUGUGCGCAAGGGCUCGGAUCUUGUUAAUGUCCGAAAGGUUCUUGGGAUUCAUGCCAAGCAUAUACAAUUGAUGUCAAAGGUUGAGAACCAGGAGGGAGUUAUCAACUUUGAUGAAAUCUUACGCGAGACUGACUCCUUUAUGGUUGCCCGAGGUGAUCUUGGUAUGGAAAUCCCAGUUGAGAAAAUCUUCCUGGCACAGAAAAUGAUGAUAUACAAAUGUAAUCUUGUUGGCAAGCCAGUUGUAACUGCCACACAGAUGCUUGAAUCGAUGAUCAAGUCUCCCCGGCCAACCCGUGCUGAGGCCACCGAUGUAGCUAAUGCUGUCUUGGAUGGCACUGAUUGUGUCAUGCUUAGUGGGGAAAGCGCUGCAGGAGCCUAUCCCGAGCUUGCUGUGAAAAUCAUGGCUCGAAUUUGCAUUGAGGCAGAGUCGUCGCUCGAUUAUGGGGCUAUCUUUAAAGAGAUGAUAAAGUCAACUCCACUGCCAAUGAGCCCAUUGGAGAGCCUUGCGUCCUCGGCUGUCCGAACGGCUAACAAGGCUAGAGCAAAACUCAUUGUGGUGUUGACACGUGGCGGGACAACUGCCAAACUAGUCGCCAAGUAUCGGCCAGCUGUCCCGAUCCUGUCGGUUGUAGUCCCGGUUUUGACCACUGAUUCUUUUGAUUGGACCUGUAGUGAUGAGACACCUGCAAGGCAUAGUUUGAUCUACAGGGGUUUGAUUCCACUUCUUGCUGAAGGAUCUGCGAAGGCAACUGAUGCUGAAUCUACGGAGGUGAUCUUGGAAGCUGCAUUGAAGUCAGCAAUAGAGAAGGGUUUGUGCCAGCCUGGUGAUGCUGUUGUGGCGCUUCAUCGCAUUGGCGCUGCCUCGGUUAUUAAGAUUUGCAUAGUCAAGUAAUGUGGGAAUAAUAUGGAGUAAAAUGGAUUGUCUAGAUCGGCUUCUGGAGGCUGCAACUGUUAAGGUGGACCUUCAUUUUGCUUGCUGAUCCUUAUUAAUGCUUUUAAAUUUGCAGUCUUUAUAAGUAUGUUGGGAUUCUAUUAUUUUCCAUUUAGAUAUGUUUUUGGAUGCAUCUGAUCUGGAUGGAUUGACUUCUUCCUACCUGCGAUUUUUCCUGUGUAUGGAACAUAUAUAUGUCUUUGCAGCUACAUUGAAAUAAUAGUUGAGCUGCUUCCUUCUUAUUAUUUUGAAGUUUUGAAA